Messenger RNA from Prorocentrum cordatum, 729 nucleotides. The record is from the annotation of a GenBank genome assembly. Lineage: Eukaryota; Dinophyceae; Prorocentrales; Prorocentraceae.
AUGGCGUCGGGCCGGCUGCGCGCCACUGCGUUGGGUCACGGACCGGCCCCAUCUCGGGCACCGGGCGGGACUCUAUGCGUCCACCUUUCCCAGCUGGAUGGCGGUGCUGACCGAGAUCUUGCCGCACAGGGGCCUUGGCAUAAGGAACGGUACAGCUCUGGUGCUGUCUGCACCCCUUCCACCUUCGGAGUCUGCCGUCACAUGCUGUUGCGGGUCGGGCUCGCAAGCGUUCCAGUGGAGUUACGAAUGUGCCUAUGUCUUUUCGACCUGUCCGAGCUGCUGAAGAAGAAGACUUCCGAAAUGAUGACGACGGAGAUCACGGUGGACUUGGAGGUAGCCCCCCUCAUGACUGACGAGGCGGAGGUGGGAAUACCCAUCGUCGACGUGCAGAGCCUGCCCCCUGGCACGGACAUUGUGGUCAUGACCAGUGGGGCGGAGGCGGGGCUGACCCCUGGCGAUUUUGGGGAGCAGCUGAGCGGCCGCGGCGCUGCGCAGGUCAUGGGGAUUCCCUCCGUGCUACAGCUGCUAUCCCUCGCGGCGCCACGCUUCCCAUUCAAUUCGGACGCAGUGGGAUUCAUCCCACUGGGCGCUGAUACCAGAGCUGACACGGUGCUGCACGAACCUGGCGUGGAGAAGUUGGUGAUGAUUCUCGUCCUGGGGAGGGCGGUCCUGGAGCUUGUGCUCAUGUAUUUCGGGGUGGUGUUCAUGAGGAUUCUGAUCGUCGGGUAA